Molecule: messenger RNA, 8889 nt
Organism: Bombus huntii
Lineage: Eukaryota; Metazoa; Arthropoda; Insecta; Hymenoptera; Apidae
Product: zinc finger protein basonuclin-2-like
Exons: 5
Coding region: 1373-6682 (1769 amino acids)
Biological process (GO): regulation of DNA-templated transcription
Cellular component (GO): nucleus
Source: RefSeq, a predicted model, not a curated record
CGCGAUCAGCUCGACCGAGGCAAUCCGGCAUCCUUACGUAUGCUCGUUGCGUUCUUGACCGAUAUGGUGUUCUUCUCCCCGUAAUUAGUGACCCUGAUCGCGAGAUAGAGUCGAUCGCGAGAGCUAACACCGCGUGUCGCGUGAAGAGAGCUAGGUUCGAUCCCCGGACGGUUCGACCCCCUCUCGCUGUCUGUGACUGAACGAGAGCGAGCACGUCGGUUGCCGCUGGAUUCUCGAGGCAGUGUACCGUAAAAAGUUCGCGGAACACGGUGAAAACGCGAGUCGUCCGUUCCUCGCGCGUACGUAUAUACACGGUGCUUCACGCUCGACGACGUUUCAUCGCCUCUCACUAUUGGAGAGGGAAAAAGAGAGAAAGAAGAGAAGCUCUGAAGCGUAUCUGUAUCGUUGACACUCUGUCCGUUCGCUCGCGUCGAGAGCUACCUGCAAGUGACAACCCUCCGGAGGAAAGCCUAUCUCCUUCCUGUCCACCGAAGCUUAGCAGGACCCUUACGAUUCGAUGCGACUCGUACGAACGACAGUCGACGAAUGACGAGAAGGAAAGGGUCCCCGAUAGGGCCAGGUAACGAUCCGACCAAAGGAAAAUCGGAGUCGUAGGCGGGGCCUAAGGUCGGGGACACGUGACACGGAAACUGUCACGCCGCCCUUGUCCUCCCCUCCUUCACCCCCUCCACUCGACCGAAAAGCACCGAGCCAGCUAUACGAGCGCUGCUUCUACCAACCGACAGCGUGCCGUCGAACGCUUCUGUUCGUUCGUCGAGUCUUCGCUUCUUUAUUUCGAUCUGUUCCAUCGACCAAUUUUUUCACACUGGAUAUGAAAGCGCACGCUCUGCGAUUCCAAUGCUCCUGUAAGAACACAUGCGUUCGAACGACGCCAUCUCGUUUCUCUACGCCUGUCACGUUUAGAAUUUUACCAAUGACGCAUCGGAAGCAGUUUUAACGAUACUCCAAACUAAGCAGCAGGUACACUUAUACAAAUAUAUGAUAUUUCGUGACACAAAAAGUGGGAGUCGCUACAACAUCGGCAGUGUCUGAAAGCUGACAUAUUCGCCUCACUGACGUCUCUCUCCUGUCUAACCGCGUGACACCAAGGACGAUCAUCAAGGAUUAUGAUAAUAUUUCAUUCAAAUUCGAUCGUAGCUCGCAGUCACGACACUUUCGACGAUCAGCCUUUUCAUUAUCCGUAAUCGACGUUAUUCAACACACCUGGUUUCCUAGUUUCGAAUGAUGCUCGUACGAAUCAGUGAUCGUCAUAACACGUCUGUGGCCAGUUUGCCGAUGGUUCGACCGAGAUUCGACGCGGUCGAAUUCGCGGUUUGACGCGGGUUACCGCGUCGCCGUGAACGUCUAGAAGAUGCAGCAGGGUAGCGUGGGUGACGGGGACUCGGCCCCGAGGAAUUCACCGAAAAACUCCAACUUGAGCGACGCCGACGGUCGUAUUCGAAUUAAAGUCGAGGCGCCGGAAUCGACGGAGGUAUUCGACCUUAAACGAGAGCCUCAAGACGAGUACCAUACAGUCCAGCAUGAUUACCAUUACGACAGAAAACCAAUCGUUCCUCCAACGAAGCUCGAUGGUAGUUCCGAGAUCGUCAACCAAUGUCAGCCACCGCAUCAAAUUUAUCCGCGACCGGUUACAACUGCACUCCCGAAUUCUUAUGGUUUCCCACAUUUUUAUGGACCGUCAGCGAUGCUGCCUCCGUCGUUUCAUAGCUCUAGACCAUCUUCGGAUCGACCGAUUGGGAAGAUCGACGAGCAUGAGCACGAACAGGAACGUUACAGAGUGCCCGUGUCCAGUGUGGCCACCAGUGACAGUGUUUAUCUGCAUCAUGAUGCUCAUAGAUACGAGAUCGGUGAUUAUCACGGGAAAGGAUAUUCAGGAAUACCUUAUGCCGCGUUUCGGCCUUCGAUACAGCAGCGUACUGCGGUAUACGCUAGUCAUCAUAAUAACAGUGGCUAUAGGGUUGCGCAGUAUCAAAAUAGGAAGCGCAAGUGGAGCGGUGCUGCGCUCCGUGGAAUGCCGCCGUCGAUGCCAUGGCCAACGUGGUUUUAUCGGCCAGAUUUCCCUCUCGGUACAUCACUACCCACCAGUCACGUAUCAAACGCCAGCAGUGUUCCUACUUCGUCGCCUUUGUACUCCAGGACCCACUCGCAAUCGGAGGCUCCCAAGGCUCCUGACUUUCUCGAUAGCAGCAAAAUUCACGGACAAACACCGACGAUAUGCACGUCUAUCAAAUGCACUAUCAAUGGAUGCUCCUGCGAUUCGUUCACUCCAGGGAAGCGACAUAUCCGCUACUGCGACAGGUGCCACCACGGAUGGGUGCCACACGCGCUGGCGCGACUGUCGGCUGGUGGGGAUGUCGUCUCCAGCCCCCGUGCCACUGGUAGGGAGGACAAAAGCGGCGGAGGGAGGGUAAAGCAGGCGACGCCGACGACCACGGUGACGACGACGACGACGACGACCGCCGCCGCGGCGUCGAGGGAAGGAGGAGGCGGUGGCGGAGGUGGCGGCGGAGGUGGAGGUGGCGAUACGAGUGGCAGUGGUGGGGGAGCGACGACCGGUGGGGGCAGCUGUGGUGGGGAUAGGAACGGUGGAGGUGGGGGUGGCGGUGGUGGUGGUGGCAGUGUUGGUGGUGGAGCCGAUGUCGCGGAGAAGGAGGAGAGGCCACCGGCUUCAGAGAGUGUCGAGCCGACGGCCGCGUUUGACGUCGCAUCUCUCGUACUCUACGGCUCGCGCGCACUACCGAUCCGCCUUAAGAUCUUGCUCGAUCAGUUGUUCAACCAGUUGCAGCACGCGCAAGUGACACGUUUACUAGCCGCUUUCGGCUGGACGUACGAGGAUUACACGCGGGGAUACAUACUGCAGGAUUCGCAGAACGGCCCGGUGCUGGACCGAUGGAGCAUCUGCUCUCCUGAAGAGGAGCCGCUGGUACUACAGCAGUUCCUCAGAUUCGCCGAGACGCGUCCAUUCGUGCAGCAGUUGCUGCUGGCCGCCGGGACGCCGGGGACGGAUGCUAUGUCACCAAGCAGACGACCUUCGCCGCCGACGAUGCCACUAGCACAUUUACCACCACCUCUACACCUACUCCACUGCGGUCUCCCGCCUCCAGGCUCGAGGUUGCCACCUCCUCUGCCACCACCGCCGCCGCCACCCUCCGUCUCGCAUCCGUCGAUGUCGCCCACGGCCCAAAAACACUACUCAUCUUCGUCCGGUGGAAACUCCGCAGCGGGGGUGACGAGUAACGCGAAUUCACCCCCGAGAAGUCUAGAUUCCCAUCUAACGGUAUCACCGCUCAACCGACUGCAGAGCAUGCAGCCAUUCGACUUUCGGAAGCUAGGAACCUUAGGACUGCCAGCGUUCCCACCUCUCCCACCACCACCGUCGGCCGAGCAGCUGUUGCAAAAUAGAAAAUCCAUGAGAAAUCCACAGAGCCCGCACAGUCCGCCCCACCAUUCGAGCAGCAACCAGCUCCAGAGGCCUCACAUGCCGCCCGUAGCGCCUGUCUCUUCUUCCGCGCUUAAUUUCGGACAUCCGCUCUCGGUGGCGGUGUCUUCUGGUGCUCUUCCACCCAGUUUCCCUACUCAUUUUCCACCACCGCCAAUGGGCAAGUCGUCAGGCUCGGUGACAGGCAUGACGGCGCCCGCGGACGUGCACAGCGGAGGCGAGAAGAGCAGCGAGUUUGGUUCGGAGGAAGACGAAGAGGACGACGAGAAUUCGGACAGCGCGUUGAACCUCAGCAGGCGCGACUCCAUGUCUAAGCACGUUACCGAGCAGCGACACCCUCCUCCACUACCUCUCCAAGCUGCUCCUUUAGGCAGGCCACCCGGAAUCCCCGGAAGAAAGCCCCACUCGCCAGGCAAACGGCCGGGCAGCCAAUGGGGCGCGUCCGCCAAUAUCCCUCCGAACCUCGGUACUCCAUUCAUCAAUCCUACCACCGGGAAGAAAAGAGUGCAGUGUAACGUCUGUCUGAAGACCUUCUGCGACAAAGGCGCGCUCAAGAUCCACUUCAGCGCGGUACAUCUACGCGAGAUGCACCAGUGCACCGUGAAGGGAUGCAGCAUGAUGUUCAGCUCGAGGCGAUCGCGCAACAGACACAGCGCCAAUCCAAAUCCAAAACUGCAUUCGCCUCAUCUGCGACGGAAGAUCUCGCCGCACGAUGGCCGCUCAUCCAUGGCGCACGCGCUCGUUUUACCACCCCAAGUGGGUCUACCUGUUCCAGCUACCGGUCUCAACCAUCUUCCCUUCGGUUCCUUUCCGUUGCUGACUCCACCUCCCGAUCUUCGAUCGCCAGCUUCGCUGUGCGGCCUCGACUUCAAACACCUGGACUUACAGUCUCAGAGUCAAGGUAGACCGGGCUACGACGAGGCUCUACAGCAGAGGAUGAGCGCGAACGCGGGUAUUUCGACGACCACCGCGCUGACUACCGCGGGCGUGGCGAUGACGACCGCUGCAGAGACGCCCAACACCACCGCUGCAGCUAGAGGAUCUUUCUCUAGCAACAGCGUGGUCGACACGGUGUCACCCUCCACUCAAGCCUCUACUGCGGCAGUAGAAGGGGAAGAAGAGGAAGACGACGACGACGGAGGUAUCGUAGUUGUGGCGGAAGACGACGCGAGCAACCUGCCCUCUAGGCUGCCUCUGCGUCCCGGAGAGGACGACGAUGAGCAGCCAGCCGACUUUAGUUUGGCAAAGAGACCGAAAUUGUACUUCGGCGAUCCGACUGAGGAGGAUCUCGCGAGCAACGCGGACAGCAACGAGGACAACGACUCGAUGGGCACGAUCGAUCAACAGAGCUACUCCGUGAGCCAGAACUCGAUGAACUCGACGUCCUUGCACAGCAGAGGCGUGCGAAAGAGGAAGUCUCAGCAUCCUACUCGAUGCGCCGUUCUAACCGAGGUUCACUCUUCGUCCACAGACGGAGAUUCGUCCAACGACGAGGAACGAGUACAAAGACGUUGUCUGUCGGAGGGUGCAGGAAUGUCGGCGAUAAACGACUUCCAGAGCCAACCGGAGGAUAUGUCCAUGUCCAGAUUGGAAGCAGAGGAGCGGAAAAUCUCUCCGAGUUCUCCAAAGAAUCUGAGCUUCAACGACCACGAGUCGAGCUCCCGUUCGCCCGAAACGUGCAACGCAAGGGAUGGAACGCGGACGAACGGUGGCGGUGGUAAACGCGAUACGGCGUCGUCGCAGGAGAACGUGGAAGAUCUAUCUCAGGACGAGCCGCGGGAUCUGAGCUCGAGAGCGAGCAGCGUGAAAUCGCCGAAGAGGCAAAUCAGUCCAGAGCCAAAGACGUGCCACGAGCCGGCGGAAACUCGUGCUACAGAAGCCGGCUCAAUUUCCGUGGCUUCGAUCGGCCAGAAAGAUCCGAAUUCCUCCGAGUUGGCCGACCGACGGAAGAGCGAGAGCGAGGAGGCAACUAAGGAAGACGAAACAACGACGAGAGUGUCGUUGAAAAAGGAGAAGGAGCCAGAGGAGAAGGCGAAGGAAGAAGAGAACCAGGAGGAAGGUGAUGAUGAGGAGGAUGAGCCGAUGGAGGAGGUCGAGGAGGAUGAUGAUGAUGAGGAGGUGAACGCGGCGCUGCGUAAUCAAGAAGGUGAGCGUCCCGAUGAUCCCUCCCGUGCCCCGAGCUCGGUCGACAGCCGUCCGACGACAGCCGACGACCUCUCCCACGACUCCUCGACCAACACUUUGCGUCAACUCGAGUCCUUGUCGCAGGGUCGCGCGAUGCAGUACACCGGGAUGCAGCAGGCGGCUUCGAGGUCUGGCCGCGGCUCUACCAGCCCCGUCAGCCUCACGACGCACCAGGAGACCACCAUGGACAAUUCCUCACGUGGCUCUCGUUCAUCCAGCGCCUCACCCUCCACAGCGGCCAUGGAUACGGACAAUAGCCUUAUCACCUAUGCCCGUUACGAGAACGGUGGCUUUGUCAGCACCCAGGAGGUUCCCUUGGACCGGGAGAAUCCGCGCCGAUGUACGGCCUGUGGCAAGGUGUUCCAAAACCAUUUUGGGGUCAAGACGCACUAUCAGAACGUCCAUCUAAAGCUGAUGCAUCGCUGCAGCGUGGACGGUUGCAACGCAGCCUUCCCCUCCAAGAGGUCACGCGACAGGCAUUCGGCUAACUUGAACCUCCAUCGAAAACUCCUGUCCACGUCGUCGAGUCCGCCUAUGUCGUCCAGCUUGCCACCAAGCUUAUCACCCAGAGUAGACGAUACCCAGAUGAAUCCGUUGUUGCACAACGAGUUCCUCGCGAGAUUAUACACGGACGCGGGCAUCGGUGCUCUCGGAGCUUAUCCUCUCACACCUGGACUACCGUCUGCCGUUGAUCUGGCAGCCAGAAUACCGCCCCCGCAUCCUCUUUUACUGCCACCUCACUUGGGAGCUACCUUCUCCGGCCUGUCCUCGUUCGCCUCUCACCUGGCUGGUCUGAACGGGCUUACUCACCAGCAUCUCAACCACUUGACCAGGAUGUCGCAGGACCAGGGGAACAGGCAUCCUCCUGGAUCAGGUUCGCCAAUGUCCUCGCCGGGUUCCGAGGACCGAAAGGAAGAAGCCAGAUGCACGAUCCCUGGCUGCGAUCGGGUGUUUGGCUCCAGAGCGGUCAGGGACGCCCACUCGAAAGACCCACAGGCUCAUCGCGACUUAUCGGUUCUGUCGACCAGCGGCUCGUGACCGAUCUCCUUCCGCGGACGCGACUAUUAUCCCUUACUGUGAUGCCAAAACUGCGAUCGUCGAUGAUCUCGAUCGGAACAGGUCAGCGGAAGACUUGGCUCGCGACUUUGACCGAGUAUAUCCAGUCGUUCGACGAAAACGUGCAAUAUCGUGGAUCCGAUACCUUCUAAAGAACCGGAAUCUUGCCACCCACGCGGCUUCGAUAAUUCUGUCGUAGUCGGUCUCGAGCACAAAGCCGAUCUCGUCGCGGUUCGAUGGUUGCCGGACACGUUCAGCGAAAGUACUUAAGAAGCAGGACCCAGGUGAUUCGAAUCGACCGUUUCAUUCAAGAAUCUUGCCAGCGACAGUGACGUCAUCCUCUGGGGCAACCUGGGAUGGUAACUGACGCGUUCCAAUCCCGGUUCUCGAGUUAGUUUUCGUGCAAACGCAAGGUGCUCCAAUCUAGUCAAUUCGGAAACCCUCGGCCACGCCGCUGGAAUCGGAAAAAUCGUCCACCUCGCCUAUGUAGCCGCGCUUGAUCGGACAGAAUCGUUCUUCGAGGUCGACGAACGAAAAGUCGGAAUACACGAAAGUCUCCGAACGAUCGAAAUUCGUAAGUCUACGAAUCGAGAGCCUAGCGUGGGAGGUACGUCCGGUCCCGUGAAGAUUCCUGUUCCAAUUCGCGUGUCACGGAGCAUCAAACGAAAAAGAGAAAGCUGGUCGACUGAGGAGAGAUGUUCAGCGAAUCGAGCUAGUUCCUCUGCUCGCUUCUUUCCCUGAUGAUCGAAGGGGCGGUAGAAGGAGGAGACGAAUGAAGGGAGUGUGGAGGUUAGAUGAAAAAUGGAGCGACAAAUGGAAAGAUCGAACGCGCCCUCGUUUCGGUCUUCCGGCUGAUUUUAUCAUCGUUGUGAUAAACGUAACGUUUAGUAUAAAUAUGCCACUUAUUUAAUCAGUAAUCAAUUACUACUGCUGUAUAUAUAAACAUAGUACCUUUUUUCGAUGUAUCGCGUAAUUAAUCAAUUAAGCUACUUCGAUGCGACCGAUGCUACACGAAGGAACGGAGAUGAUGACGAUAGUUUUGUAAAGGAGAACCGAUCCGGGCCGGGAUAUCGAACCGAUCCAAGACGACGCGCUACGCGUUCACUGUCGGCUACGCUAUAGAUAUUAAAGUGCCCAGAACUCUUAAUCCUCUCAUCGUUAUUCGAAUCUUUAAAUACGAAUCACAAUGUUUUUUUACUGCCUUCGUCCGCGUAUUGCGAUUCACGUGUAUAAUUCCAAAAAAUCAACGCAUCAAGUACCCUAAAUCAUCUUCGAUCCUAGAUACCGACACAGUUCUAAACACAGCCCAGAUUACUUCUUAACCCAUUUGCAUGCAAGCGCGGAUUAAUCCGCGCGCUGCGACUGUCUUCUAUCACCAAGCGCGGAUUAUUACGCGCGCUGCGACUGUCUUUUUAAAUUUCCAUUUUAAUCUAAAUAAUGUUUUUUUAAAUAAAUAAUUUUUAUUUUUUCCCUCUGUUAUAAAGAAUGUAAGAUGCAACGUUUGCGAAGUAAUAUCAUCUAGCUAUCAUUUUGAACAUUAAAUUUUUCAUAAACUCCAUGAAAAAUUCGGAUGUCAUUUACUGCACCUACGAACGACCGCGCGCGGUGAUAGGGCCAGUCCUCUGAAGUAGAGCAUGAUGCAAAUGGGUUAAAUACUAUCCUUCGAUGCUAAACGCUUUCAAACACUCCUAAUCGGCAGUGAACGCACCGAUACGCAAAACAACGAGUAAAGAAUGAUAAAAAGGAAUAAUCGAGUGUAGAGGUCCGAAGUGAUCGUCGCGGCGAGCAAAACGGCGGGCAAACAGAUCGAUCGCUGAAUCAAAGCUUACGUCGUCUCGCGCUAGAUAAAUGAGAAUAGAUAGAUUUUAUUUAUUGUUUCCUAGGGAUCCUAUACGAGAACACACGCUGUACCAGCGGCCAGUAGCGGGCACUGCCGCGGAGAUUUCCUUCCUACGUCAUCGAACGAUCGCCUGUCGUUCGAUCGUAGUCGAUCGUCGAUCGAUCGUAUUGGAAAUAAUCGAACGAAUUCGGGGAAACACGAGAAAAAUACGAAAAAAAAAAAAAAACGUGGAGGAAAUUUUGUACGACGUUCGAACGACGAUCGACCGUCGUUUCUUUCUUUUUUCUUUCCGUUGUACAUACAUUGUAUACCUUAUUUUCGUAGUCUGUGCACGUGCGUGUGAGUAAAA